Molecule: messenger RNA, 2990 nt
Organism: Aegilops tauschii subsp. strangulata
Lineage: Eukaryota; Viridiplantae; Streptophyta; Magnoliopsida; Poales; Poaceae
Source: RefSeq, a predicted model, not a curated record
AAGUCAACAUAAAUAUAGUUUCAACAAAAAAAACCCAAAUCCGUUAUUUCAUUUUUUGUAUUUUCAAUCAAUGAAAGAAGACUCUUCCAAUCACGUGGGAUGGACCGGGCGUUGACUCCAAGUUGCCUCCGACGACGGCAAUGCGCUUGUGAUGGUCACCAUACAAAACUGUGGAAAAAAUCAAGCAUGACGCCAAACCAAACGCGUCCUUUUUCUCCUUUGCUCAACGGCGACAGAACUGCUGAGCUCCAAUAACAAUAAUCCAGGUCUAUAUAUCACCCCUACACCCAGCUGCUUGCUUCCCAAACCAUGGCGGCUAUAUAUGAGUAGGUGAUGACUGAUGAGAGGCAAGUGAACCACAGCGACUCCCUCCAUCGAUCUGAGCGAUCGUCGUAGAUAUCAUCUUGGUCAGGCCUGCAUGCGGUCAGAUAUUUUUACAACGAAUUAAGCGAUGUUUGGAGGGCCACUGCACGUGUGGAAUAAAUGUGCGAUCCAAGUCCUCGUACUACUCAGCUUUGGUCUGCAAAUCAUUCUCCUUGUCCUUGCCUCUACCCGCCGGCGCAGAUCUUCCAACUUGCCGCGGAUCUGCCUGAGGGUGCUCCUUUGGCUCGCCUAUCUCAUGGCCGACUCCACCGCUAUAUACACUCUUGGCCACCUUUCCAUCAAUGGUUGGUUGCCCGAACACGAGCUGGUGGCAUUCUGGGCGCCCUUUCUCCUCUUACAUCUUGGUAGCCAGGACAACAUCACCGCCUACGCCCUCGAGGACAACCAGCUCUGGCCACGCCACCUGCUAACCCUUGGUGUCCAAACCGUUGGAGUUUGUUAUGUGAUGUAUAAACAUAUGACCCACGAAUCAGCCAUGGUGGUAGCAGCCAGCUUGAUGUUCAUGGUUGGUUUCCUCAAGUACUUGGAGAGGACAUGGGCCCUCAAGCGUGCCACCCUUGACAAUAUCCGAAGCUCGAUCAAGGCUCGACCCUCUAGGGAUGCGCCGGUAGGGUCAAAGAAAAAUCAUACACGAGACCCGGAUGAAGAAGAGCUUCUGUUAUUUGCUCACCAUGUGCUCCCAACUUGCAUGGCUGCACUGACUGAUUAUUCUGAGGAUUCGGGUAAAGUUUCCCGACAUUGGAAAGGGGGGCAUAUUGGCAAGGUAGUCGAGAUGGAGCUCUCCCUCAUGUAUGACAUCCUCUACACCAAGGCAACGAUGAUCCACUGUUGGUAUGGCUACUUUCUCCGUGUCAUCUCACUGAUCUCCACUCUUGCUGCAUUACGGUUGUUUCAUUUCUAUGGUAAACAUGGUCAUGCCAAAAUUGAUGUUAUUAUCACCUACAUCUUGUUUGGUGGUGCACUGUUUCUGGACACGGUGUCGUUAGUCAAGGCUGCAAUGUCAACCUGGACAUGUGAUUUAUUGGACAAUAAAGGAGGAUGGGGUAAGACGCUUUCUAAUGUAAUUCAGUCUUCCCGUCGCCUUGUGAAGGCGGCAUCCACGAGAGGGUGGUCAGGAUCCGUUGGGCAGUAUAAUUUGUUUCACGUGUGCUCUCGUGACACGACCAAGACAAGCAUCAGAGUAUUACGGAUGAUGAAGCUCGAUGAUUGGUGGAAGAAAUAUCAGCACAAGGGGACCUUAGUGAUUCAAAGGGAUGUUAGGGAGCUGUUGUAUGAAGCGAUAUGGUGCACGAUAAAGAAUAAUGAUGAUCUCUCCGGGCUGUUCGACAUGAAAUUGCCGGAAGGUAAUAUCGAGCUUCAGGAUGUGAUCUUUGUCUGGCACAUCACCACCAAUAUCGUCCUCUCGUAUCCCGAAGCAAACGCAGUACAAUCCCCGUGUGUGGCGGCGAUCAAGGCCCUCUCGAACUACAUGAUGUAUCUGGCGGUGGCACGCCACGACAUGCUACCAGCCCUUAAGGUCCGCAGCAUGUGCGAGCAAACCAGCGAUGCUCUGCAGGACAUAUGGAGUGAAGCGACCUCGUGCCAAAGGGCGGCAGGUUUUGGGCGCAUACUGCAUGCCCUGGAUAUCAGGAGGCCGUCUUGGUACCACGACUCCGACCGCCCGUAUACUACGGUCAUCUAUGGAACCCUGUUUGCCAAGGAACUGCUACCUGAGGCAGUGGAACACUCCGCCAAUGAACUCCAUAGAAGCGCACGCUCGGAAGAUCGCAUGGAUAAGCGUUGUCGUAACAUUCUUUGGCGCAUAGUGCCCGAGGCAUACACAACUGGUAAUCUGUCUGUGGAAGUGCUUCUGAAGCUCAUCUUGGACGCAUGGGUGCGUAUGCUGGUCGCUGCGUCAAUCAGAUGCAGCAGGGAGUCCCAUGCCAAGCAGCUCAGCCGUGGCGGUGAGCUCAUAACCAUCGCGUGUAUCCUGACGGAGCACUUCCAUAGGCCUGCUCGUCGGUGACCUGCUAGCCGAUCACAAGUCCUAACAUUGCCAGGUUGAGCAGUCCUCCUCCUCCAUGUAAAGAAGACCACUUUAUUCAAGUUUGUAAGCGAAAAAUAUUUGCACGCAUGUUGGUCCAGAGUAAAUCGAAGCUCGACCAACUUUUAUUUUCCUCUGUACGGACACACAUAAUAUCUUGUUUAUUUCAUCUACAAAUUGAGUAAAUUCCAUCCAUCCGACAUCAAAUUGUGAGGCGCGAUCACUUUCAUGCAUGACGUUGUAAAGUGAAUACAAGCAGACACCAAUAACUGCAACCGAAAAAGAAGAAGGGGAAAUCAAAAAAUUCCAAGGUAGCCUCAAACUGCUGCCGCUGCUGCGGAACAGGACAUCGAUGAUCAGAGGUGCUCCCUCCGUCCCAUAAUAUAAGAACGUUUUUCAAGCUAUGAGGGAGUAUCUAUGUAUCACCUCACAGGGGCUCAGAUCUUGUCAGGCAAAAAAUUGAUACAAACUGAGUUUCCCAUGCAUGCUGAGCGAGCGAGUCCAAGUAGUUUUCACCCCUUUUGGGCGACUCUUUCGUUUGUCUGCCGUGCACAAUAGGCAAUUAAGGUGAGGCAACGAUGGA